This is a messenger RNA of Lichtheimia ornata, 1038 nucleotides long. RefSeq lists its product as uncharacterized. The record is from RefSeq and is a predicted model, not a curated record. NCBI's taxonomy places the organism in Eukaryota, Fungi, Mucoromycota, Mucoromycetes, Mucorales, Lichtheimiaceae. The coding region runs from base 1 to 1038 and encodes 345 amino acids. Gene Ontology annotation, molecular function: protein methylesterase activity. The transcript is spliced from 10 exons. Gene Ontology annotation, biological process: protein demethylation.
AUGUCGUCACUGCAAAAGGAACUGUUCAAGAAACGAAAUGCCGCCGAGGAAACGAAUGAGCAAAACGAAAAUGACGAUUUAGCACCCCUUCAAAGCCCUUCAUUGUUCAAACGUGGUCAACCUUCAGCCAAGUAUGCGCCUGUUUCUUGGGACAAGUACUUUGACACCUAUCAAGAUCUUAUCUACGUCUUUCGUGUCUAUAGAAUCAAUGGAUCAGCCAAUGCCAAUACCCCUGUGUUUAUCUUCCAUCAUGGUGCCGGCCAUAGUGCUCUCUCGUUUGCAUUGACAGCCAGCCACAUUAGGGAAAUGACUGAUGGAGAAUGCUCGAUUGUUGCCUUGGAUGCACGUGGACAUGGUGAUACGCAAACAAGCAAUGAUACCGAUUACUCGCUCAAUACGCUCAGCGACGACCUCGUGAAUGUUAUUCAGGCUUUGUACAAUGGCCAAGAGACAACACCGGAUCUGUGCUUGGUUGGUCACAGUAUGGGUGGAUCGGUCGUCGUUGAUGUCGCAUCACGUAAGCGAUUAAAGAACGUGGUCGGUGUAUGCGUAUUGGAUGUGGUAGAAGGUUCGGCGAUGGAUGCGCUUUCUUCCAUGACAAGCAUAUUGAACACUCGGCCUCAACGCUUUAAGAAUAUUGAACAAGCAAUACAAUGGAGCGUGAGAUCCAAUACAGUAAGGAAUUUGGAGUCGGCAAAGGUAUCAGUGCCACCGCUUGUAAGGUCAACCGACGACAAUGCUUUGGGAUGGAGAACCGAUUUGAUCAAAACCAAACCUUUUUGGACAGAAUGGUUUACUGAUCUUUCCAGCAAAUUUUUGGCUUGUCCAGCUGCCAAGUUGCUUAUCCUUGCAGGCACCGAUAGAUUAGACAAGCCAUUGAUGAUUGGGCAAAUGCAAGGCAAAUUCCAACUACACAUCAUCCCCGAAGCAGGUCACUUUUUACAAGAAGAUGCCCCCGUAAAUACAGCACGAAGCCUCGUAGAGUUCUGGAGACGUAACAAACGACUCGUACUUCCCCCCAAAGUGCAAAUAAAAUAG